AUGGCCAAUAAUGCCGUCAUGGACACUGGAGACAGCUCGAAUCGUUCCGGCAAACCAUUUCGCCAGACGACUGGAGCUCUCGUAAUUGCGAGGUGCACUUUGCGCCGGGCUCAACACGCUGCGCUCGUAGAGGUCCGACGCUGGGCGAGUUAUGUGAGUCAACGCCUUCAGCUCGUGAGACAACAGCCCGGCAUCGAAGGUGUUCGCGCAGUGAAAAGCUCUGAGGCCCACGACACCACGCUCCAGAAUAAAUGCAUGCUGCGGAGCCGUCAUGGCUGCAAAGUGAUCGUAGCGCCAACUGAUCCAUGCGCCAGCGCGUUAUUGCGGCCAUGGAGACGCCGAUAG
Messenger RNA from Phytophthora nicotianae INRA-310, 345 nucleotides. RefSeq lists its product as hypothetical. The record is from RefSeq and is a predicted model, not a curated record. Bases 1 to 345 code for a protein of 114 amino acids. NCBI's taxonomy places the organism in Eukaryota, Oomycota, Peronosporomycetes, Peronosporales, Peronosporaceae. The transcript has 2 exons.